CGUCGACGUCAGCGUGUUGACGUCACGGGCCCGGUACAACAGGAGGUCCGGGGGCUGCUGGCUGCGGGCGGUGGGCUGCGCGUCGCCUGCUGGGCUUGGUCCCCCGUCCCCGCCCCGCCACGCCCCGCCCCUCCGCCCGCUAGGGCUUCCGCGGGCUCAACCGCGGAACCGCUGUCCCCGGGCCAGCCUGGGGCUGCCGGCCCGAAACCACCCGAUGAGUGGUAAGAUGUAGCUGUAACAUGCCAGCCAUCUGACUCAGCCAGUGCUGGUGACAUAACUGGCUACCAAGGUGUCAAUCCCUGCAGAGGUACUGAGCUAACAGCAUGAACUACCUGACAAGACUGGCUACUCCGUGGCAUGCUGCCAUUUUGCCAACCUGUGAUCUAUGGAAGAACAAAUAUACGUUGUCAAGUCCUUGACAGUCUCCAGCUGACUCAUCUUCCCCCGGACCUGGCACCACCCAGGGGCAUGGUUAUUGUCAAGGGCAAGAAUAAUUUGGUCAACAAAGAUGAAGAAAGCUUUGAAACAACAUGAUGAGACACAGUCUUCAUCAUGCACUAAUAUGUCUCUUUGCCUGUGAAACAAGGGAGUGGAAAUCAAUCAGACUGGCAAACUUAAACCCCUCCGAGCUAGGUCAAAACUGAGGCCGAGUGGAAAGUGCGUAUUACGUCUAAAGAGGUCAUCAGCCUUACUGCCGUGGGAUGGUGAAGUUGGAGAGAGGCUCCCUUAACCCGCCUCCAGGAUGAACCCCCUGCAAGAAGACAUGGAGAACGCCCUCACCGGGAGCCAGAGCUCUCACGCUUCCUUGCGCGACGUUCAUUCCAUCAACCCUGCACACCUCAUGGCCAGGAUUGAGUCCUAUGAAGGAAGGGAGAAGAAAGGCAUAUCUGAUGUCCGGAGGACUUUCUGUUUGUUUGUCACCUUUGACCUCUUAUUUGUAACGUUACUGUGGAUAAUAGAGUUAAAUGUGAAUGGAGGCAUUGAGAACACCUUAGAGAAGGAGGUAGUGCGCUAUGACUACUACUCCUCUUACUUCGAUAUAUUUCUCUUGGCAGUUUUUCGAUUUAAAGUGUUAAUCCUCGCGUAUGCCGUAUGCAGACUGCGCCAUUGGUGGGCAAUAGCGCUGACGACAGCAGUGACCAGUGCCUUUUUACUUGCAAAAGUGAUCCUCUCAAAGCUUUUCUCUCAAGGGGCUUUUGGCUACGUGCUACCCAUCAUUUCGUUCCUCCUUGCCUGGAUUGAGACGUGGUUCCUGGAUUUCAAAGUGUUACCUCAAGAGGCAGAAGAGGAAAACAGACUCCUGAUAGUUCAGGAUGCUUCAGAGAGGGCGGCACUCAUACCUGGAGGUCUUUCUGAUGGUCAGUUUUAUUCUCCUCCUGAAUCUGAAGCAGGAUCUGAAGAAGAAGCUGAAGAAAAGCAGGACGGUGAAAAACCACUUUUGGAACUAUGAGUACUACUUUUGUGACAUGUGAGAAAUCCGUCACUGAAAGUCACUGGAGGAGGACAAGGACCAGAGCCGGGGUCUUUCCUGUUGCAGGUUGAAGUGCUGACACCCGCCGCUGACUUCAGCGGACGGCCGAUAAGGAACUUAUUUAUUGUAAUACCUCAUAGACGUCUUACCACACCCACGUACAUUUAGGAGCCUGCCUGCGGCAGGUGCAUCAUGUGAUGAGCCACACCGCCUUGGGUGAGACUGAGUCUGAUCUGUCCAUGAAUACUUGGAGCCGAGUCUUGUGCUGUAUUCCCGAUCAAAAGACUUCUUAAUAUAUUGGAAUAACCCUUUUUUAGUAAGCAAAAUCUCUUUUUAUUUGCUUUGCAGGGUUGGAGGUUUUUUUUUGUUUCAUGUCUCAGAUUUCUUUUGUAUUUCUUUUUUUAACAUCCUACAUUUCCUUCGUGUUUUUUAACUCACGCUUACACGCUCUUUGUACAAUUUUAAAAAGUAAUAAAAUCCAACGUAUCGAA
Molecule: messenger RNA, 1962 nt
Organism: Neofelis nebulosa (Clouded leopard)
Lineage: Eukaryota; Metazoa; Chordata; Mammalia; Carnivora; Felidae
Product: STARD3 N-terminal-like protein
Exons: 11
Coding region: 743-1450 (235 amino acids)
Source: RefSeq, a predicted model, not a curated record